Molecule: messenger RNA, 8543 nt
Organism: Cloeon dipterum
Lineage: Eukaryota; Metazoa; Arthropoda; Insecta; Ephemeroptera; Baetidae
Exons: 22
Coding region: 310-7941 (2543 amino acids)
Biological process (GO): regulation of transcription by RNA polymerase II
Cellular component (GO): nucleus; chromosome
Molecular function (GO): chromatin insulator sequence binding; zinc ion binding
Source: RefSeq, a predicted model, not a curated record
GAAUCUCUGGGCAACUCUCUCGCUCUCUCGCCUUUAUUGUUCACCUGCUCGUGUUGGACUCGUUGUGUUUGCUGUUGUAAACUGCGAUAGUGCGAAUUUUCCGCUAGUUUGCCUGCUAGGGCCACCUUUGGUGUCCCGGCCAUCGACUGUGCCCCGAUUCAGCAUUGUUUCUGCUUAUUGAGUGUGUGUUUCACGAGUUACGUGCAUUCUUUUAGGAAAUAGCAUACGACACCAAUGGCCAUGUAAUUGGUUUCAAGCUAUGGCCUAUACAUUUUGGAUUAGACGAAAGAACAAACCGAUCUUUGCCAGAUGAUGCCCAUUGACAGUAUGUCUAUCGACGUGAAUGAAGAAGCAGCACGCGGUGCCAUCGAGCACGUGCUCAAUAAAUUGGAGACCGUUGAAAAUGUUGUUCUCAACCGUCCUAAUUCACCCGAAGUGGAAUACAUCGAUAAAGAGUCCAUGCCCUCCAUGAUUGAGAUCAAAUUGGAAGACGAAGUGCAGCGCGAAGAGCAGCACGAUGAUGUCGUCUCCAGUGUGAUGAUCAGCAUGCUGGACCACAUGGAUAACAACGUGAACAGCGUGGAGGCGUCAGCACCUUCACAAGCUCCUACUGGUCGGGCUCAGACAGAGACUGAUCCUGAGAUCACGAUGAGCAAGUUGGAAAUAGACCUGUCCAGGGUUUUGGAGGAGUUCGUCAAGGUGGAAGUAGCAGAGGACGCUGAAGAACUGACAGAAGAAAAUGAGACUGACUUCGAAAAUGAAGUUAAUGACAUCAAAGAGGUGGCCGACGAUGCUUCUGGUGUCGGAGUCACAGAAGUGACUGGAGACAAGGUACCCGAGGACUCUGCACUGAACGCGAAUUCACCUGAGGGGAGUGCUUCUGCAGAGAAAGAAGCACCUCCUCCAGCUGUCCAUGAAGACGCUCCAUCUGUCCACGAGGACAGUCCUGUUAACCAGGAGAACGUUGCAGCAGUCCAAGAGGACAUCCCGGUUGUCGAAAGUUUGGACGAUGCAAGUGUGGUCAGGCUGACUUUAGACUUUGUGGUGGAUUCUUUCGCAUCUGUAGUGAACGCCGCUCUGACCAACAAAAACGAGACUCCUCAGGUCGAAGCCUCUCCUGUGGUGAGCGCCUCUCCGACCUACAUCCAGUCCACAGAAAGCGAGACUCCUCAGGUCGAGGCCGCUCCUGUGGAGAUGGCUGAUGAGCCUGUGAAGCAGGUGGCAAAGAAAAGUAGGAAAAAAGCAACAGAAAAGAAAACUAUAAAAAGAUCCACAUCAUGUCUUACCAAAUACCCUGCGAUUGGCAUGGGUGCUGCGAUCAAUCCGCCAGUGCCUUCACACUCACUGCCCACAUUUAUGAAUUUUGUGACGCCGGCCUAUUUUCCUCGGUCCAAUACAACUCCUGUGGAUCUCAGUACUCGCAAUGAAGCACUCGAUUUGUGUGUGCGCAAACCAGAGAGCCACAUCAAGCCAAUCCAAAGAAUGUCCUCUGAGACUUUCAAGAGCGUCUUCCAAGGUCAAACCGCUGAGCCGCGUUUCUUAAAUCACAGUGCUGCCAAGAAGAUUGGCAACCGAGCUCAAGCCACUACCACUGUAAUGAAAUUCAAUUUUGAGCGCUAUUACCAAAACUUCCUACAGAACGGUAGACAGCACUACACUUGCGACGUCUGUGACACGAAAUACUCUGAUAAACUCUACUUGAAAAUUCACUACCUGUCGCUACACAUCAACCCCAGGUUGAUCACAACCAAGGAGCGUGACGCUUGUAAGAUCCCCACCCGCAAAGACGCUCCUAUGAAUUUGACCUACUACUUCCGUUGCCACUUCUGUCCAGACGCCUUCUUUGAAAAAAGUUGUCAUCUAAAAGCGCAUCAUUUUGAGAAACAUUCAAGACACCAUCCUAUGGUUGUACUGCCCUCAGGCCAGGUGAAGGAUCCGCAGUUCACUUGUGAAUUUUGCGAAACCACUUUCACGAACGAAGUAAACCUGCUUAGGCACGAAGCCCUUCAUGAGAAGAGUCGAUGCCUAAAGCGAGACAAGUUUCCUUGCAUGUACUGCUUCUUUGAAGGCAAAACCUUUGAAGAUCGUGAAACGCACCAAGCGCAGCACAGCGCGCAGAACACUACCUGCAUGUACCUCUGCGGCAUGCCGUUCAAGACGCUGGGCCAACUGAGAAAGCAUCUUCGGACCUCGCACAAAGACGUCUACAAUGGCUGCACUAAAUGCCAAGAUCGAUUCACGGACGCACACUCCUUAAAUGUGCACAUGUCGAUUUCCCACUCACCACCGGUGCAUGAACCGCCCAUCAUCACCAUUACCCCGGUUGAGAAGGAGCAGCCUGAUUCUGAGAACUAUAAUAACCUGUGCAAGACCUGCAAUGAGAAUUUCAUUGACUACAUUGACUUGUGCAGACACAGGAAAUCGUGUCCAAGCUCACUUAAUAAACACAAGAAGAGCGCCACUUCGACAGUUCAAAAGAAAAACAAUAAGGAAGAUGUUUUGGCUGCUCAAAAACCAAGUGCUGUUGAGGAGGAAUUUUCCCUGCCAAACCUUGCUGCAGGCAAUCAGACGGUUGCCCUGACUCGUGAAGUGACCAUAUCCGCGCUUCCGCCUGAAACUGAAGACAGACCAGAAGGCCCCUCUUUAGUAAUUCUGAAGGUGCCUGGCCCUCAAGAGGCUCUGCCAAAGCCAAUGCAACCUAAAAAACCGACUGAAAAAAAGAAGCACCCACUGAAAAUCAUACUGAAAUCAGGAAACAAAUCUGAGAAAAGGAAGAAGGCUGCUUCAAAGGUGAAGCCGAAAACAGUUGUUACGGUAAUAACAAAAGAACUACCCAAGGUAGUAGAGAAGCCUGUAGAAGCACUCAAGUUAACUGAAAAAAUAGUUGAGCAUUCAAAGCCGAAAGAAAACCCUCAGGAAACGCCCAAAGAGGUAGAGAAACCCCAAGAAACGGCUGUCGUGACAGAAAACGCAAUUGAAGCCAAAGCCACAGUUGAGGAGGUGGUCAAGGCACCUGUACCUGUUAAGAAAGAACUCUCAGUAAAGCCAAAGGUUGCAAAACAGGCACCCAAGCCAAAGUCACGCAAGGCAGCGCCAAAGGCGCCCAAAAAGCCAGCUAUAAAAACCACAGGAAAGCUGCCUAAGGUCAAAUCCACUACUUCUGAGCCCGCGCAAGAGAGCAACAGCCGGCCAAUACUGUUCUGUGGUCAAAGACCCAUGACUCCAAAGACUCCAGGAGACUUAACCCAGCUUAGUCUUGACAUGCAGGAAGAUGUGAAGAGGAGGAGUCGUCCCGCCAAACGCAAGCAGCUUAGCAACAGCGAAAAGAAGCCCAGGAAGUCUUCGUCACGUCCUACAAGAAAUAAUCCUAACACCUCUGAAGACUUUGCUGUCGUUCUUCAGAGCCUCGAGCUAGGCCAAGCUAGUUUCCAGGUGCUACCAGAGAGGAGGUCGCGGAAGAACAAGAAGCAGAGUGAAAUGCGUGCUGGCGAGAUUCUGGAGGAAGGCUUUACUGGUGACUGGACUCGGCCUAGAAGGUACAUAUGCCAUGUGUGCACAAAGCAGUUCUCGGAUCUGGACGACCUGGACGACCAUGCCAGGGACCAGCACCCGAAUGUGUUGGCCACGUACUCAGAUGUGCCAUUGGACGUGUCUCUUCCCGAAGACCUCUUUCACCGCUCAUUGAACCGCGUGGGCGCGUGCGGCAGCGCUCCAGAGCUGCCACAGACCUUGGCCGCCGAUUGUCCGUGCACCAAGUGCGGAAAGGUGUGCGCCAACAAGCCUGACCUGCACAAGCACAUGCUCGAGUGUGGCGGCGACAUCACCUGGAUGCUGGCCAGCACCAAGCGGCGAAAGCCAUGGCGACCCUUCAACACCCGCCGCAGGGCGCGCAGGGGCAUGAACCGUUCACCAAUGAGUCCUGUUAAGACUGAAACUAAGAAGCGCAAACGAGAUAGAGAAACGAUGGAUAAGAUACUUUCCAAUAUGCCUGGCAAACGAGGAGGUACUAGGCGUCUCAUCAACUUCAACGAAGAUGAAAUCAAAACAAGAAGUCAGGCAACCAUUCACAGCUCACGAAUGCUUAGGAAAAGAUUUAUCAAGUUGCGACCCAUAGCUGUUGGCGUCAAAGCCUCAAAGUCACGCUUUGUUCCUAAACAACCCCAGCCGUCGACUUCCAGCAUUGCUGAGCGCAGAUCGUCAUCUGAAUCUGUGGACAAACCACCAAAGGUGGCCAUAAAGGCGCUUGAGAAGACUCCCCCCAUUCCAAUGCCUCCCAUGAACAUUAAACCUAAGAAGAAGAAGUCCAUAAAGACUGUCGAGCCUGCCAUUGCAGAGGAGAAGCCUGUUGAGGUGGAGGAGCCAAAAAAGACUGAAAAGCUGGUUGAGUUUGGACCUGAGCUGGACCGUAAAGCGCCCAUUGACUGUCGUUACUGCGAGAAGGGUCUUUUGAAUUUCGCAUCGCUGCAGAGGCACUUAAAGAGCUGCCCGCUUGAGCCGAAAAACAUCGCCAAGAAGCAGGCGAGCCAAGUGCAGGCGGUAGACUCUUGUCCCAUUUGCUACUCGACAUUUACAUCAAGCAAACUGCUGGAGAGACACGCUUCAAACUGCAAUGAAAGCCCUUCAGAGAUCACCAACCGUGCCAAGGUGUUCAGGAAGCGUGCGUCGGAGCUGUCCAAGCAGUCGGACGCGAGCUCUGAAUCGGCGGACGCUCCUGAACUUGAGCUGGACUCCAACAAGCCAAAGAGGAGGAAACGUGGCAAGGGCAAGCCUUUCUUCAUUCGAAAAAACGCUACCAAGAAAAACUUCCUCACAGUUGCGGCUUUUAAGAAGGCAAAGAGCGAGGACGCAGUGUUGAAACCUAAGACCAAGCUGAAGAGGGAGCUGGCUAACUUGGUAAUUUUGGCCUCUGAACCGACUCUGUCCAGGCCCAAGAAAGCCAAUUCCAAAAAGGUUAUGGUGGUCGAGGAGACGUUGCCUGUUGAGCACAAGGAGGCGGAGGUUGCACCUGAGGUGACAGCCAAUGAAAGCUUGUCAGUAGAAAUAGAUAAGCCGAAUAAAAAACAAGGAAAAAAAGUUAAAAAGCAAAUUAAGUCGGCCGCUUUUGUAGACUCCAAUCCAAGCAGCCCAAUGAUGCCAUCAGCUGCUGAUGAACUCAAGGUUGAAGUGGAUACAGUUAACAACAAGAAAGAUGAGAGCGCCAAGAUCAAAAAAGAAUCAAAGAGAAGGAGGUCUGAACAGGCGAAUGGUGAAGCUCCUGCUAAGAAAGUUAAAAAGAAUAAGGAUGGAGUGUCCAAGAGGAAGGUCCCUGAAGAUAUGGAGGAAGAUUUGGAGGACAACAUUCCUCUGUCUCAAGUAAUCAAAAAGAAAAAGGCCGCGAAAUUGGAAGCAGCUGCUUCUCUUGCGCAAGACGCUUGCAAAGUGCCUUUGUCAGAACCCAAAGAGAAAAUCAGUAAGAAAAAGGCAGCUAGCGACGAGACAGAAGCUGGUUCCAAGAAAAAGCCAAAGCUUGAUUCCAAUCCGUCUGCCAAAGAGCAAGUCCUGUCUGAGGAAUCUGACGAGGUUGCUAAGAAGAAAAAGGCGAAGCGCAGUGAUGAGCUCAAGAUUCAUUGCGACCCUUGCAGCAGAGGUUUCUCAACCCCUUUCAAUUACCAAAAGCACUUGAAGACGCUGAGGCACUUGAACAGAGUCAAGGGCAUCAACGCUCAGGCUGAGACUGAAUCUUCUCCUGAAUCCCCGGUAGCGAACAAUGAAGGCUUCUCGACCGCCGUCAACUACCUCAAAACUGUGGAGCACCUGAACGAUGCCGCUGCUGAGGGCGCUGACAAGCCCGCCGUGUCAGAGAACAGCGUCGCGGAGAACAAGGAGGUGGAGGAAAUCUCUUUCCCGGCCAUCAAGGAGGAGAAGGAGUACAUGCCACCCCCGCCGCCUCCCAACUCACCAUGUCCACCUGACGAGGAGCCAGAGCCACCGUUUCCCGCAGAGCUGAUAAACUCAAUGGAGGAGAGAACCAGAGAGUUGGAAGAGCCUAAGGAAAAGUCCAUACAGCCAACGCCUCCCGCCCCUGACACCGUGGAUCAUUCGGACGAUGAGGAUGAAGAGGAAUGGCAGCGGCCGGAAAAACUGCCGCCACCACCCAAGUUUGAUUUUGACGCCGUUCGCGACUCUGUACCUAACUGGACGAGCAAUCGUUCCUCCUUCCAACCCCCAUCGCCCCCACCAGUGCCACCGCCAAUGGUGGCACCGCCCGCGGAGCUGGAGAACCCGUAUGUCAUCGGCAACAUUGGGGCCGACGCGAUGGGUCACUACGCAGAGCCCCAGGCGUUCAAUAACCCCUACCUGAUAGGCAACUUUGAGGGACAGCAGUCGCUGAAGCAGAUCCAGGAGGCAAUGGGCGCCACCGAUGAGGACAUGGCGAUUCUGGAGAAUCUGGGGGGUGGCCUCGCCUGUCAGAACUUUGUCUAUGACAACUCGAGCACGUAUGACGCGUCCACCUCCGCCGCCGUCGGCCAAGUCACGCUUGUCAACCUGGCCAACGCCACUGGACCUAUUGAACCGCUUGAGGACGCUGAACUGAUGGACCUGGACAAUCAGGUCACCGCGCAACAAAUGCCUGAGCCUGUCAGAGAUUAUGCUUUCAUCGCCGCCGCCAAGUCUAACGUGUCACUAGACGAGGCGGCCGAGAUUCCAGACGAGGGUGGACAAAUGGGCAACAACUCGACCACCCUGCUCACCAUAUACGGACAGAAGGAAAUGGUCUGCCCCAUGUGCAACAAGCACUUCCUGGGACUACAGGCUGUUGAGACCCACAUCGCGUGGGCUCACAAGAUCAAAGGCACCAAGCUUUUAGAAACCGACGGUAACAACACUGUCAAGUUGACCGACCAGGUCGCACGUGAGCGUGACUGCCUGCUAGUGGGUCUGGCAGCAGCCAACGUUCUACACCAUGCUGGCGGCACGCGGAGCGGCGUGCUGCGUGCGGCGGCUGGUGCCGUGGCCGACGAGUGCGCGCAGAAGAAGCGCAAGAUCGCGUGCUUCGUGUGCAAGGAGCUUUACACGGACAUGAUGGCGCUGAAUACGCACAUACACCAGCGGCACGUCAAGAGCAAGUCGGAGGCGUCAUCCAGUACAAGUAACGGCCUCAAGGAAAAGAUGACUACGGCCCUCGGCGGCCUGCUCGACCGCGCCCUCACUAACCUCCUGGGCAAAGUGCCGCUGCCUCCCGUCGAGAAGCAGCAUUCUGAGAGUUUGUCAAAAGACUCAAUCAAUCCUAGAACCCCGCUCAUAAACCUGGACACACCCCUUACCCUUACUGCUAUAGCCAAGCAGGCCAUCAAGCCCGUCUCUGACAAGGCACCAGAGAGUGAAGAGUCUUUGGAAGCUGUGAUCAACAAGAUGCGAAAGGCGUCGACAGCUCCCAAAGAGCAACCCAGGACGGACGACGCGGACAGGCCUCCGCUGUUUCCUGAAAACCAAGACUACGAUCCUAUUCUUCCAGAACCGUCAGGCCCAGACAUGCAGUGUCCAAUCUGCGUCGGCGUGGUAAAGCACUUCCACUCGCUUUGCCGGCACCUCAAGACUCAGCACACGGAAUGGGUCGUCACUCCCUUCACCACAGAACUGUUCUAUUACCUGAAACUUGAGCGGCAAAAUCCUCGAGUCGUAAUGAAUAAGAAGUACUUUAUUAAUGUCCCAGGAUUACGGUUGGGCCAGCAGGAUGUGGGUGUGUCAAAUGUGCCUGAUGAGGGCCUGCCGCAGAGCAGCGGCAGCGCGCAACCAAGCGAUUCAACAGCAAACAAGGAUGAGGAAAUCCGCAUCAAGGCGUUCGCCGCGUUGCAGCAGCUGAGUACCAAGACCGUUAGAGGCUCCAAGCGCCGGCCGCUCGACCUUCGAGAGUUGAGACAGUCGGAGCCGUCUACCAGCGGCAGUUCCGCCUCUUCAUGAUUCCGGCACUUGUUAGGCCCGCAAUUAUUUCGCCUUUUCCCCCCAACUAUGAAAGUUUUCUUUUCACGCUGCGACUGGCCUGUGCUUGUCGGUUAAUCUUAAUGCUGCCAGAAAAUAGUGUUCAACAAGACUCCCAGCAAAUACAGUUGCGAGUGGACUUUCCGUAUGUGCCUCUCCAGUCUUAAGAAUUAAGUUUUGCCAGGAUCUAAUUACUAUCUCCAGCGUAUCUCCUAAGUUGUUAUGUGCCAAUGUGCUGCACGCGUUUGUGUCUGUUUAAAACUUUGAGCACUAGAUGUUGCGUGUAUUUACACUAAUGAACAAUUUUUCACGUUUCAUAAACGGGACCCAUAAAAGAUUAAUUCCUUUAUAACAGAACCAAGUUCCCCUUGCUUGAGCACCCCUGACAGAAUUUUCAUGUAGAAGAGUGCAAUACGAGAAUGUCUUUAAUUUAAUUUUGUCAAUGUGGUCGAGAUAACCACACGCCAGAUCUUGACAACUGUUCAUCUUCCAAUAAUGUAAUUUCAAUUUCCCAGCAGAACGUUUCAAAUAGAAAUAAAUGCUAAAAGAAGACUGUCAUAGAAUAAAUGAACAAAACAACCCAA